Drosophila virilis is the source of this 693-nucleotide messenger RNA. RefSeq lists its product as uncharacterized. The record is from RefSeq and is a predicted model, not a curated record. NCBI's taxonomy places the organism in Eukaryota, Metazoa, Arthropoda, Insecta, Diptera, Drosophilidae.
AUGGUAUACGGUAUGCGGCACGCCAUGCUGCCAGUUUCUGUUGAAGUCCCAGUUGCAGUUGCAGUUGCAGUCCGGCGGAUUCCGUGCCGGCACAUCAAUGGUCGCAAUGGCAUGCUAUUUGAAUUGAACAAGUGUCAGCGUCAAGGGGAUAUAGUGUCGGAGGCUACUGUAUUUGCGUGCCCUGCCAGUGCAGAGGACGACAAUGCUCUCAAAACUCAAAAUAUUAACACUUUAACGCCAAGUUUUUUAUCCGGCUGCCGGAAGCAGACAACACAAGGAACUCACACAGACACAUAUAUACAAAUAAACUGUAGCGGUCGUUACGGUGGCAAAACGCCAUGUUGGAUUAUUCAACUCGACGCCAUUUCGCGUCACAAUGCGCGCUAUGCGCCGCCAUCAUUGCACUCGACAGCAAACGGCAAGCAACAGCAACAGCAACAGCAACGGCAAUGGCAACGGCAGCGUAGCGACGGCACACUGCCAACGUUUGCAACGGCGGCCAACGCGGCGGAUGAAGUUGCAAUUCAAAGUCAUAAACACGUGCAGCGUGGGCGCAAAGUCGCAGCUAAGCUGCGAGCAGGCGCUGUUACUGACAUCAGCAAUAGCAACAACAGUGCCAGCACUUCCUGCCUUACAGAAAUAGAGAGACUGAGAGAGAGAAGGGGAAGUGUAAGCAUUCGAGAGGGAGAGUGA